Molecule: messenger RNA, 201 nt
Organism: Paramecium octaurelia
Lineage: Eukaryota; Ciliophora; Oligohymenophorea; Peniculida; Parameciidae
Source: the annotation of a GenBank genome assembly
AUGAAUACUCAUACAAUUACUUAUCCUAAACCUUUAGUUCGCAUAUUGCAACAUUCAAGAGCAGAUACCUCGAGUGUUUCAUCAAAUCAAUCUUACGAAUCUCAUUUCACAGAUAUCGAAAGACCUUAAAAUCCAAUGAUCAAGAAUUUCAUAGACAAUCAAGAAGAUGAUCUCGAAAGCUUCUUUGAUCAACUAGAAUGA